Molecule: messenger RNA, 2214 nt
Organism: Knipowitschia caucasica
Lineage: Eukaryota; Metazoa; Chordata; Actinopteri; Gobiiformes; Gobiidae
Source: the annotation of a GenBank genome assembly
AUGGGGAUCAGGUGGCCUCUGCACAGGUCCAAGAUGGCCGAUGCUGACGUCUCAAUGCCUCCUCUUCACUCCCCUGUCACCAGGAGGACGGAUGCCAACACAGUGAUCGACCCGGAAGUGGCUCUGAAGGCCUGUCAGGAGUCGUGGCUGCUGCGCCUGUUUGAGUCAAAGCUGUUUGACGUUUCCAUGGCAAUCUCGUACUUGUACAAGUCGAAGGAGCCAGGCGUGCAGGCAUACAUUGGGAACCGUCUUUUCAGUUUCCCCGAAGCCGAUGCAGAGUUCUACCUGCCGCAGCUGCUCAGCAUGUACGUGCACAUGGAUGCAGAGGUGGGAGACGCCAUCCGCCCGUAUUUGUUGUAUCGUUGUCGUGGGUCCAUCACCUUCUCCCUGCUCUCUGCUUGGCUCCUGGGGGCCUACUCCAGCGACAUGCACAUCUCUACCCAGAGGCACUCCAGGGGAACCAAAUUGAGAAGACUGAUCCUGUCUGAAGAGCUAAAGCCCAACCACAACCACAGCUGCCAUCUACACACAGGUCGACCAGUGUGUGAUGACGUGUCCUUGGCCUCUCCGUCUCGCCGCACUCAUCAAAGAUCGAAAUCGGACGCUUGCACAGGGACCAGUAUGACUGGAGCAGCUCUGCGGAGGAGCGGCAGUAACCCCCGCGUGGAGCAUGAGGAGCCCGAGCGCCUGCGUCCCCAGAGGGAGUUUGUGAAGUCGCUCCUCUGCAUCGGGAAACGUUUGGCCACAUUGCCGACCAAGGAGCAGAAGACGCAGCGGCUAAUCUCCGAGCUCUCUCUGCUCAACCACAAGCUGCCCGCCCGAGUCUGGCUCCCCACGGCCGACCACCAGCACCACGUGGUCAGAGUGCCUCAUACCCAAGCAGUGGUGCUUAACUCUAAAGACAAGGCUCCAUACAUAAUCUACGUGGAGGUCCUGGAGUGUCCUUCCUUUGAGACCUCUCCAGUCCCAGCGCGGAUCCCUGAGACUCGGAUCAGGACUGCACGCUCGGCUGAGAACCUGGACUGUGGCUCUGGGGGCGGAGCUAUGUUGACGGAAAACCCAGGGGGCGGAGCCAUGACCACGGAGCACCGAGCAGGAAGUUACUCCACAGUCCAGAACUAUGACAAUGACGACGAGGCCUGGGCCACAGACGACAUUGGCCAGCUGCAGGUGGAGGGCGAGGGCCAGACCAGCAGCAGUGAUAACAUCAGUCAGUUCUCCGUGGACAGCAUCACCAGUCUGGACAGUAAAGAGCCUGUGUUCAUCGCCGCAGGGGACAUCCGGCGCCGUCUGUCCGAGAAUCUGGCCCACACCCCAACUACAUUCAGACGGGACCCUGAGGACCCCUCUGCGGUGGCCCUGAAGGAGCCCUGGAUGGAGAAAGUCCGCCGUAUCCGGGAGGCGUCUCCGUACGGACAUCUGCUGAACUGGAGACUUCUUUCUGUGAUCGUCAAGUGUGGAGACGACCUGCGGCAGGAGUUGCUGGCCUUUCAGGUCCUCCAACAACUGCAGAGCAUCUGGACGCAGGAGCGAGUUCCUCUGUGGAUUAAACCGUACAAAAUUGUGGUGAUGUCAUCAGACAGCGGGAUGAUCGAACCAGUGCUGAAUGCAGUUUCCCUGCACCAGGUGCGUAAGCAGAGUCAGCUCUCCCUGUUGGAUUACUUCUUACAAGAACACGGCAGCUUCACCACAGAAGAGUUUCUGUCGGCACAGAGGAACUUUGUCCAGAGCUGCGCCGGCUACAGCCUCAUCUGCUACCUGCUGCAAGUGAAGGACAGACACAAUGGGAACAUCUUGCUGGACUCUGAAGGACACAUUAUCCACAUCGACUUCGGCUUCAUACUGUCCAGCUCCCCGAGGAACCUGGGCUUUGAGACGUCAGCCUUCAAGCUGACGGCCGAGUUUGUGGACGUGAUGGGAGGUUUGGAUGGGGACAUGUUCCUAUAUUAUAAGAUGCUGAUGCUUCAGGGUUUGAUCGCGGCUCGUAAACACAUGGAGAAGGUCCUUCAGAUUGUGGAGAUUAUGCAGCAAGGGUCCCACCUCCCCUGCUUCCAUGGCUCCAGCACCAUCCGUGGCCUGAAGGAGCGCUUUCACAUGAGUCUGACGGAGGAGCAGCUGCAGGGUCUGGUGGAGCAGCUGGUGGACGGCUCCAUGAGGUCCAUCACUACCAAGCUCUAUGACUCCUUCCAGUACGUGACCAAUGGGAUCAUGUGA